AUGGUAGUAGAAUAUGUUGCUGUGGUAGAUAUGAGUGAUAUUUCCAGACAGCCAUCCCUCUUCUAUCACCUUGGUGUACGGGAAAGUUUCGACAUGGCCAAUAAUGUUAUACUUUACCAUGAUAUUGAUGCAGAUACUGCUCUCUCACUUAAGGAUAUGGUUACUCAAAAAAACACAUUUUCCAGCAUAUCAAAAUUUGAUGAACGGUGCUGUUUUCUUUAUGUCCAUGAUAACUCUGAUGACUUUCAAAUCUACUUUUCUACUGAAGAUCAAUGCAGUAGGUUUUGCUCUUUAGUCAAAGAGAUUAUAGCGGAUGUGGCAGGCUGUACAGUGGAAUUAGAAGGGGAGAUCGAUGGGGAUACAUUAGAGUAUGAAUAUGAUUAUGAUGAGAGUGGUGAGAAAGUGGUCCUAGGGAAAGGCACAUAUGGAAUUGUAUAUGCUGGGAGAGAUCUCAGCAACCAAGUUCGAAUAGCCAUCAAAGAGAUACCUGAGAGAGACAGCAGGUACUCUCAGCCUUUACAUGAAGAGAUUGCCCUGCACAAGUACCUGAAGCAUCGCAACAUUGUUCAGUACUUGGGCUCUCUCUCCGAAGAUGGCUACAUUAAAAUUUUUAUGGAGCAAGUGCCUGGAGGAAGCCUUUCUGCCCUUCUGAGAUCAAAAUGGGGCCCAAUGAAAGAACCUACAAUAAAAUUUUAUACUAAGCAGAUACUGGAAGGUCUUAAGUAUCUCCAUGAAAAUCAGAUAGUACAUAUAAAGGGUGAUAAUGUUUUAGUAAAUACUUAUAGUGGAGUGGUGAAGAUUUCUGACUUUGGGACCUCCAAACGAUUGGCAGGAGUGAAUCCAUGCACUGAAACUUUCACAGGCACUUUACAAUAUAUGGCUCCUGAGAUCAUCGAUAAGGGCCCUAGAGGAUACGGCGCCCCGGCUGACAUCUGGUCCCUGGGCUGCACCAUCAUUGAAAUGGCAACAGGCAAGCCUCCGUUUCAUGAGCUCAGGGAACCUCAAGCAGCUAUGUUUAAAGUAGGCAUGUUUAAGAUUCACCCAGAGAUUCCAGAACCACUAUCAGCAGAGGCCAGAGCUUUCAUUUCAUUCUGUUUUGAACCUGACCCAAAUAGACGAGUCACAGCCUCUGACCUGCUCAAGGACACGUUCUUGAAGCAAGUGAACAAGGGCAAGAAAAACCGAAUUGCUUUCAAACCUUCAGAUUACACUAGGAGUGUCUCCCUUCCUCUUCCUAUCCAAAGGGAACAAGCAGGUGGCAGCAGCAGCAGUAAGCCCGGCUCCACCUCCCCAGACUCAGAUGUGCAGCAUGCCUUCUUUGACAAGACAAAGCGAUCAGUGUCAGAGGUGCAAGCUAAGAAUCACAUCUCCCAUUUACUAAGUGUUCCUGAUGAGAACUCUGUCUCUGAAGAACGUAGCACAUCCCCAUCCCUGGAGGACAGAGACUCUGGACUCUUCCUGCUGAGGAAGGACAGUGAGCGCCGGGCCAUUCUGUACAAAAUCCUCAGGGAGGAACAAGAUAAAGUGGUUUCCAACCUUCAGGAAUGUGUGGCCCAGAGUUCUAAAGAGUUGCACCUCUCUGUUGCCCACAUCAAGCAGAUAAUUGGGAUUUUGAGAGACUUCAUCCACUCCCCUGAGCACAGAGUUAUGGCAUCAACUAUAUCUAAGCUAAAAGUUGAUCUAGAUUUCGACAGCACUUCUAUAAAUCAGAUUCAUUUGGUGCUGUUUGGAUUUCAGGAUGCUGUGAGUAAAAUCUUGCGGCAUCAUUUAAUCAGGCCCCACUGGAUGUUUGCAAUGGAUAACAUCAUACGUCGAGCAGUGCAGGCUGCUGUUACUAUUCUUAUUCCAGAGCUUCGAGCACACUUUGAGCCAACCUCUGAAAUGGAAGGAGUAGAUGAGGAUGCAGAUGAAGUAGAAGAGAAUUAUCAGCCAGGACAUCCCAAUGGAAAUGAAGAGCCCAUUGCCACUUCUGGAGUGAGCAGGGUGGGCUCUGAAUUAACCCUGGAAUCUCAACAGCAGCACAGACUUAACCUUCAGCUGAACAAGCUUAGACAAGAAACCAACAGGCUUCUGGAACAUUUAGUUCAAAAAGAGAGGGAAUACCAGAAUUUCCUAAGGCAGGCUCUUGAACAGAAAACUCAAGAAUUGUAUCUUCUCCAGUUGCGGUCCAAAUCUGUUGACAAUCUGGUUACUCCAGCACGACCUGUUGAAUCACAGGUACCAAGCACAGACAAAGAGCUCACAGACUGGUUGAAACUACAAGGAGCUGAUGCUAAUACAAUGGAAAAGAUUGUUGAAGAGGGUUACACUCUUCAUGAUGUUCUUAAUGACAUCACUAAAGAAGACCUAAGAUAUCUUGGACUUCGUGGUGGUCUUCUCUGCAGAAUCUGGAACACAGUCUCAAAGCACAGACAACAAGCUUGUGAACCUUCACAAAUCAAACAUCAGGCUUAAUCAGUUUCAAAAAACAAAACACUGGGAAUGAGCCUGACCAAGUCCUUUUCCAGGGUACAGAGAACUUGCCUGCCUUUUUUUCUCCUUAAAAGUUGACACCCAGGAAAGAAGAAAGGCAAACUUGCUUAAUAUGAUCUUACCUUUAAUUCUUCAAUACUGGCAAGGUUGUUGUUCACCAUCCUAUCCUUGAGAAGCAUGAUAGGGUCACUCUUACUCCUCACUUCCUGAAUUUCUUCCCGAGUACGAUAACUGUGUUAAUAAAACAAACAUUAUCUUUAUAAGGUAAAAGUAUGUCCUCUUCCAGAGUUGGAGAAAUUGCAUUGUAAAAUACAAUUCAUGUGAAAAAAUGAACAUUUAUCUUAUAUUAAGGCAAUAAUACUUCUCUGAAAUACUGCUGUCUUCUAUAAGAACACUGGGAAUUAUAAUUCAAAUGACACUGUGAUGUGUAAGAAAAAUCAACAUGUCAAAGGAGCGAGAAUCUAAACAUGUGAUAAACACUGUUCUUACUAUAAUCAAGGAAAGAAUGAAAAUUAUGAAUACUACUGCCACCACAUGCAUUCUGAGAAUUAUCUUUGUUUUUCCCAAUCAUCUCUAUGUUGUUAUUAUUGCUGUGGACUAUUAUUUGGAAUUUAUGGGCAUAGGAAGAGCUGUAAGGAAGUGACAUUUUUACAUAGCAACAUUAUACAAAAUCCUAGAAAUAUAAAGAUGAGUUUCUUAAAACUAUCUUCCUCUUCCUGUUUAACUCUGGCUCUAACUCACUUUCCAUUUGCAUAGUCAGAGAUCUAUCUUUCUAUUUAUCUACCUACCAACCGAUGGACUAAGCCUAGUUAGUUGUUUAUUUAACUGUUCAAUGUCUUUAUAAUUGACUUUAUCUACAUUUUUCUCCUGAUAAGACACUUUUGAAAGAUCAUAGAUCUAAUUUAGGAGGCUCUGAAAUAUUCCAGAGUGUGUACACUCAGUGAAAUGUUAUUUUCAAAUGGGAACAUUUGGAAGAUGGGCCUUAUCAAAACUGUGCAUAAAGUCGCAUCAAAGAUAUCAUCAGAAGCAAAUGACAAGAGAAAAAGAUGAGCCGCUGAUAUAGUAAGAAGUAACUAAUGAAAAGCCCAUGUGCUCCAGUGGCAUCUGGGCAAUGAUCAAAGAUUCAGAAGGAUUUUGUAGAGAAUUUGCAGAAGGAUGUAGAAGAAUUAUUCAGGAAGGCCAGUUAGGGCCUCUUAGCCCUGAGAAAGAGUCUCUAAGUCUCUGCCAACUGCCAGAGACCAAAAAUGGUUAUAACUGUCAACAUUUGAAAUUGACAUGCUCUCUCAGCUCUGCUUCAAACUCUAAUUCUUUCUCAAGCCAGCCCCUCUACUUCUUAUCUCUAAACUAAUAAAACAAUAUUUAUUUUCUAAUAUCAUCCUUACACUUGGAAGACUUAUCAUUUCCCUUGUUUGAUAUCUUCAUUAUACAUUCAGUUAUCCUGAGAGAUAACUGUGGCAGAGCAGUUCAAUACAUAUUAAACAGGAAGUAAAAGUUAGGAAGAUCUGGAUUUAAGUUCUAUCUUUGUGUAAGCCUGGGCACGUUGCAUAUGGGGAGGUGGCAGAGGAAAUUUGGGGUAACAAUUAAAUCAGAAGUUCAAUAUUUAAAAAAAUACACAUAAAGUUCCCCUAACAAUAAUUUUCUUUCUCAGACCUUGCUUAAGUUAAGGACUCCAUGAGAGAAUUUAAUAAAACUCUAUCCCUGUGUGUAAAUCAUUUUGUACAUUUUUCUUCUAUAGUACUGAUUUCUCAAUGCAAUUAAAUGAGUACAAUAGCCUAUUUUA
Messenger RNA from Monodelphis domestica (gray short-tailed opossum), 4252 nucleotides. Lineage: Eukaryota; Metazoa; Chordata; Mammalia; Didelphimorphia; Didelphidae. The record is from RefSeq and is a predicted model, not a curated record.